GGCUUGAACCCGUGACCUCCUGGUCACAUGACAACAAUUUUACCAGUUACGCCAAAGCUCCCCUUCAGUGAAAUAUUUACUAAAAGGGCUAAAAAAGAAGAAGAUAAAAUUUUACCUGGUUCCUUUUUCUUUUUGUAUCAUCAUUAUGAGCUAUGUCAUCUUCUAGUUACACAAAUUUCAUGUAGGUGCAAGAUGGUGUACAGGUCAUAAAGAAUAAACAGGAUAUAAUGAAUACUCAACUACAGCUUGCAAGAUUUCAAGUUCCAAAGCUUGAGCAGGAAGUAGACACCCACAAUACUACACACGUGGACUCAGCACAACCUAUGUCAUCUGCUCCUGUUCUGUCUCACCAACAAUUUCCCCCUGUUAUUGCGCUUGCUCAACCGCCUUUCGCUCUUCCUCCACCUAAUGCUCCUCCACCCCCUCCGCAACAGAAUUCACUAUCUCAAACUCAGCUUCAGAACCAGUUGGCCCAGAACCCAAUUCCUUCCGGCACUCAAAAAGAAACUUAUCUCCCACCGAUUAGUCAAGCACCAGGAAACUCUAGUCAGCAGUACCAGCUGCCGGCACCGCAGCAGCCACAGACCUCUAUCCCACCACCUCCACAUCAAGGGUAUCAGCCUUCGCCUUCACCGCUGUACUCGCAGCCAUCUCCACCUCUUCAAGGGCAUCUGCCUUAUACAUCUGUUAAUCGCUCACAACCUCAACCUCCAUUGAGCCGUCAUCCUGAGGAGAGACAUCAUAUAGCAUCGCAGAAUUAUUCAUUACCAAAUACCAGUCAACCUCCCUCUAAUCCAUCAAGUGGAGCCCCUGCGUCCCUGCAGUUUUACGCAGCUUACUCUAAUAUGUUUGAGCCCCCAUCUGGCAGACAGGUUUCUGGAUUUUCUGGUGCUCAUGGUUCAUCCACUGGCCCGGGUGAAUCUUAUCCUUAUAGCGGUUCCCCUGUCCAGUAUGGCAGUGACUCCCCUUUUAAAUCGCAGCAACUUGCUUCGACCGCAAUGGGCCAGAGUGGUGGAAGUGGUUAUCCACACCUCCCCACAGCAAGAAUAUUACCUCAAGCACUACCUACCACUUCUGCAGUUGGUAGUGGGUCUAGUUCUCCUCGUACUGGAACUAGAGUUCCUAUUGAUGAUGUAGUUGAUAAAGUGACAAAUAUGGGAUUUUCAAGAGACCAAGUAAGAGCAACAGUGCGGAGAUUGACAGAGAAUGGACAGUCAGUUGAUUUGAAUGUGGUAUUGGACAAGUUGAUGAAUAAUGGGGAAAGCCAGCCGCCACAAGGCUGGAAUGGUAGAUAAUAUGUUUUCCUCUAAUUCAUGUUUCUGUACAGAAGUAGUUUGAGUUACAUAGAUCAGAUUUGGAAAUAAAGAAAAUCAUACCAAAUUUUGAUAAAAGAAAAUAUUUGUUUGGAUUUAAGCGGCUCUGUUUACUUGUGUCAUAAAACUUCAUUCUUGUGCUUACACAGUUUUUGUUGUUCAUUAAUGUGACAUCUCGGUUCCCUUUGUGCA
Molecule: messenger RNA, 1505 nt
Organism: Nicotiana tabacum (common tobacco)
Lineage: Eukaryota; Viridiplantae; Streptophyta; Magnoliopsida; Solanales; Solanaceae
Source: RefSeq, a predicted model, not a curated record